Molecule: messenger RNA, 691 nt
Organism: Phytophthora infestans T30-4
Lineage: Eukaryota; Oomycota; Peronosporomycetes; Peronosporales; Peronosporaceae
Exons: 1
Coding region: 377-580 (67 amino acids)
Molecular function (GO): protein dimerization activity
Source: RefSeq, a predicted model, not a curated record
CAGUCGCAGAAGCACAAACACUCCCUGUGUGUACCUCACUAAUCUCUACAAUGGCUCUCUCAAAAAAUAAAGCCAGACGUGACGGAAUGCCCGCGUCGAUCAAGUACUACUUCGACACUACAUGUCGGCCUCCAAGACAAGAAUGUCACCGUGGCUUCUGCUCGCGGGACUUUAGACGCAAUUCUAGAGGACUAUCCGGAGAUGAGCCAUCACCUUGCACAAGACGCCUCCAUUGUGCACGAUCCUGUCUUCGAAGCAGCCAUAUCGAAGGUCCUUAACGACACCACAGGAGAUUUGUCAACCAGAGAGAAAUCUGCUAUAAACCAGUUUGAAGCUAAAACAGCCCCCCACGUCUAGACGCAUUGUACACGGCGAAAUGGUCGACUACUACUACCAAAUACAAGAGCGCAAGCGUCUGAAAAUGACUAAGACAACGGCAUAUGAGAACCUCAGCUUCAUGAAAGGAGCACCCGUAGCAGUUGAGAGGUUGUUUAGUGCAGCUAAAUACGUGAUAACGGACCGCCGAUCCCGCCUGACUCCUGGCAUGUUCGAAGCCAUUUUGUUUCUCAAGGUAAACUAGGAUUUCUGGAACUCACGUCUUGUUGCCAAAGCGAUAACACACGAUGGUGAGCAAGUGUUAAUCGCGAUUACUUAGUGCAGUUGAGUAUUGCAGGUUUUUUUGCAGUUUAUA